AUGUGCCGCGGAUACAGAUACAGCCGUUCAAUCCGUCGGGUUCCGCGCGUCGUCGUUCCGGGAAACGGACUUAGUGGCGCCGCCAUGGAUUCAGAUUCAGAUUGCAGCGAAUAACAAACUCGGUGGGAUAGAAUAAAUACUGUGUGUGCCAAAACGAAGAAGGAGAAGAAGAGCCGAAAGAUUGCGCGUAUCGGGAAAUGAGUGCAAAUCUAUUUUAAAUGGUGUGCAAUUAAGGAGGCGAAACGAGAAUACUUGACAAAAUGCAUUUGUGCGAGAUGCGUGGCAUGCCGCAGCGCUUGCAACCUCAGUGUUUAACCAACGAAAGCGAAAUUCAACUGAAAAUCAAAAUCAAAAGUAAAAUUAAAAUUAAAAUCAAAAAUAAAACUGCCAGCGAGAUCAAACGCCGACACAGAAACAAUCGAGACUUUCAUGGGGAGCGGCUAAAAAUAAUGCCAGUCGAUCGCGACUCUCGGAGUCGACGAGCGGUAUUCCCACUGCUGCUGCUCCUCGCGGGAUUAAACGGAUUAACUCAAGUCGGAGCGCUCAAGGGUGAAAAUCCACGCAUCAUCGAGCAUCCCAUGGACACGACGGUGCCAAAAAAUGAUCCAUUUACGUUUAAUUGCCAGGCCGAGGGCAAUCCAACACCCAGCAUUCAGUGGUUUAAGGACGGCCGCGAACUGAAGACGGAUACGGGCUCGCAUCGCAUAAUGCUGCCCGCCGGGGGUCUAUUCUUUCUCAAGGUCAUCCACUCGCGCAGAGAGAGCGAUGCGGGCACUUACUGGUGCGAGGCGAAGAACGAGUUUGGAGUGGCGCGAUCCAGGAAUGCAACGUUGCAAGUGGCAUUUCUCCGCGACGAAUUCCGUUUGGAGCCGGCAAAUACCCGCGUGGCCCAGGGCGAAGUGGCCCUGAUGGAAUGCGGCGCUCCCCGAGGAUCUCCGGAGCCGCAAAUCUCGUGGCGCAAGAACGGCCAGACCCUGAAUCUCGUCGGCAACAAGCGGAUUCGCAUCGUCGACGGCGGCAAUCUGGCCAUCCAAGAAGCCCGCCAGUCCGACGACGGCCGCUACCAGUGUGUGGUCAAGAAUGUGGUCGGCACCCGGGAGUCGGCCACCGCCUUUCUGAAAGUGCAUGUGCGUCCAUUCCUCAUCCGUGGACCCCAGAACCAGACGGCGGUGGUGGGCAGCUCGGUGGUGUUCCAGUGCCGCAUCGGAGGCGAUCCCCUGCCCGAUGUCCUGUGGCGACGCACUGCCUCCGGCGGCAAUAUGCCACUGCGUCGUGUGCACGUACUUGAGGACCGCAGUCUGAAGCUGGACGACGUCACUCUGGAGGACAUGGGCGAGUACACUUGCGAGGCGGACAAUGCGGUGGGCGGCAUCACGGCCACGGGCAUCCUCACCGUUCACGCUCCCCCCAAGUUUGUGAUACGCCCCAAGAAUCAGCUGGUGGAGAUCGGUGAUGAAGUGCUCUUCGAGUGCCAGGCGAAUGGUCAUCCCCGGCCAACGCUCUACUGGUCGGUGGAGGGCAACAGCUCCCUGCUGCUGCCCGGCUACCGGGAUGGUCGCAUGGAAGUGACCCUGACGCCGGAGGGCCGCUCCGUGCUCUCGAUAGCUCGAUUUGCCCGCGAGGACUCCGGCAAGGUGGUCACUUGCAACGCCCUGAACGCCGUGGGCAGCGUCAGCAGUCGCACUGUGGUCAGUGUGGACACGCAGUUCGAGCUGCCACCGCCGAUUAUCGAACAGGGACCCGUGAAUCAAACGUUGCCCGUCAAGUCGAUUGUGGUCCUUCCCUGCCGAACUCUGGGCACUCCGGUGCCGCAGGUCUCCUGGUUCCUGGAUGGCAUACCCAUCGAUGUGCAGGAGCAUGAGCGGCGAAAUCUCUCGGACGCGGGAGCCCUGACCAUUUCGGAUCUGCAGCGCCACGAGGAUGAAGGCCUGUACACCUGCGUGGCCAGCAAUCGCAAUGGCAAAUCCUCUUGGAGUGGCUACCUUCGUUUGGACACACCGACAAAUCCGAAUAUCAAGUUCUUCAGAGCCCCAGAACUUUCCACGUACCCAGGGCCGCCAGGAAAACCGCAGAUGGUGGAGAAGGGCGAGAAUGCGGUGACUCUCAGCUGGACGAGGAGCAACAAGGUGGGCGGCUCCAGUCUGGUGGGCUAUGUAAUCGAGAUGUUUGGCAAAAACGAAACGGACGGCUGGGUGGCUGUGGGCACCAGGGUGCAAAACACCACGUUUACCCAAACGGGCCUGCUGCCUGGUGUGAAUUACUUCUUUCUAAUUCGUGCCGAGAACUCCCACGGGCUAUCACUGCCCAGUCCGAUGUCGGAACCCAUUACGGUGGGAACGGUGAGUUUUGAAAAUCAUGCGUUUACCCUUAUGUUUGCAUCAUUAAUACUUUAUUCCCACUCGCAUUCCCUCUUCCCUUCGCAGCGCUACUUCAAUAGUGGUCUGGACCUGAGCGAGGCUCGUGCCAGUCUGCUGUCCGGCGAUGUUGUGGAGCUGAGCAACGCCAGCGUGGUGGACUCCACCAGCAUGAAGCUCACCUGGCAGAUCAUCAAUGGCAAAUACGUCGAGGGUUUCUAUGUCUAUGCGAGACAGUUGCCAAAUCCAAUAGUCAACAAUCCGGCGCCCGUUACGAGCAAUGCCAAUCCGCUGCUGGGCUCCGCAUCCACAUCCACAUCCGCAUCCGCCUCGGCAUCAGCAUCGGCAUCGGCAUUGAUUUCGACAAAGCCAAAUAUUGCCGCUGCCGGCAAACGUGAUGGGGAGACCAACCAGAGUGGAGGAGGCGGAGGAGCAGCUCCCACCCCACUGAGCACCAAGUAUCGCAUGCUAACGAUUCUCAAUGGCGGCGGCGCCUCAUCCUGCACCAUCACCGGGCUCGUCCAGUACACGCUGUAUGAAUUUUUCAUCGUGCCAUUCUACAAAUCCGUCGAGGGCAAGCCGUCGAAUUCGCGCAUCGCUCGCACCCUGGAAGAUGUUCCCUCUGAGGCUCCAUAUGGAAUGGAGGCUCUGCUGCUCAAUUCCUCAGCGGUCUUCCUGAAAUGGAAGGCACCGGAACUCAAGGAUCGGCAUGGCAUUCUCUUGAACUAUCAUGUAAUAGUCCGUGGAAUUGACACUGCCCACAAUUUCUCACGAAUUCUGACAAAUGUCACCAUCGAUGCGGCUUCGCCCACUCUGGUUUUGGCCAAUCUCACCGAAGGCGUCAUGUACACCGUGGGCGUGGCGGCCGGAAAUAACGCAGGAAUCGGUCCCUAUUGUGUGCCAGCUACUUUGCGUUUGGAUCCCAUCACAAAGCGACUCGAUCCGUUCAUCAAUCAGCGCUAUCCCAUCAAUCAGGACCACGUUAACGAUGUGCUGACGCAGCCCUGGUUCAUAAUACUCCUGGGCGCCAUCCUGGCCGUCCUUAUGCUGUCCUUUGGCGCAAUGGUCUUUGUGAAGCGCAAGCACAUGAUGAUGAAGCAGUCGGCCCUGAAUACCAUGCGUGGCAAUCACACGAGCGACGUGCUCAAAAUGCCGAGUCUAUCGACGCGCAACGGGAACGGCUACUGGCUGGACUCCUCCACCGGCGGAAUGGUGUGGCGUCCCUCGCCCGGCGGCGACUCGCUGGAGAUGCAAAAGGAUCACAUCGCCGACUAUGCGCCGGUCUGCGGUGCCCCCGGCUCUCCGGCCGGCGGUGGCGCCUCUUCCGGUGGAUCCGGUGGCGCGGGCAGCGGCGCCAGCGGCGGCGAUGACAUUCAUGGAGGACACGGCAGCGAACGCAAUCAGCAGCGGUACGUGGGCGAGUACUCCAACAUACCCACCGACUAUGCCGAGGUGUCCAGUUUCGGCAAGGCACCCAGCGAGUAUGGACGCCAUGGCAACGCCUCCCCGGCCCCAUAUGCCACCUCCUCGAUCCUCAGUCCCCACCAGCAGCAACAGCAACAGCAGCCGCGUUAUCAACAGCGACCAGUGCCCGGCUAUGGCCUCCAGCGCCCCAUGCAUCCGCACUACCAGCAGCAGCAGCACCAGCAGCAGCAGCAACAGGCGCAGCAGGCGCACCAGCAACACCAGGCUCUGCAGCAGCAGCAUCAGCAGCACCAGCAACUGCCACCCAGCAACAUCUACCAGCAGAUGUCCACCACCAGCGAGAUUUACCCCACGAGCACGGGCCCGCCGCGCUCCGUCUACUCCGAGCAGUACUACUACCCCAAGGACAAGCAGCGGCACAUCCACAUCACCGAGAACAAGCUGAGCAACUGCCACACCUACGAGGCGGCUCCCGGCGCCAAGCAGUCCUCGCCGAUAUCCUCGCAGUUCGCCAGCGUGCGGCGGCAGCAGCUGCCACCGAACUGCAGCAUCGGCAGGGAGAGUGCCAGAUUCAAGGUGCUGAACACGGAUCAGGGCAAGAACCAGCAGAAUCUCCUGGACCUCGACGGCUCCUCCAUGUGCUACAAUGGGCUGGCGGACUCGGGCUGCGGUGGCUCGCCCUCGCCGAUGGCCAUGCUGAUGUCGCACGAGGACGAGCACGCGCUGUACCACACGGCGGAUGGGGAUCUGGACGACAUGGAGCGACUGUACGUCAAGGUGGAUGAGCAGCAGCCGGCGCAGCAGCAGCAGCAGCUGAUGCCCCUGGUGCCACAGCAUCCGGCGGAAGGACAUCUGCAGUCCUGGCGCAACCAGAGCACGCGCAGCAGUCGCAAGAACGGGCAGGAGUGCAUCAAGGAACCCAGCGAGUUGAUCUACGCUCCGGGCAGCGUGGCCAGCGAGAGGAGCCUGCUCAGCAACUCGGGCAGCGGCACCAGCAGCCAGCCAGCGGGCCACAAUGUCUGACCUUUGCUCCCUGGUUCAUCCUUGGGCCAGUCUCAGUCCCAAUCCCAGUCGCAGUCGCAGUCCCAAUCCCAGAGUGAUCUGCAGUCGCAGGAGCAGCUGUACGCUCGGGAGGUGCGGGAACUACUCGCCUGGUGC
Drosophila teissieri is the source of this 4937-nucleotide messenger RNA. Its product is annotated as roundabout homolog 2. The transcript has 13 exons. Gene Ontology annotation, molecular function: cell-cell adhesion mediator activity; axon guidance receptor activity. Gene Ontology annotation, biological process: dendrite self-avoidance; homophilic cell-cell adhesion; axon midline choice point recognition. Bases 261 to 4802 code for a protein of 1513 amino acids. The record is from RefSeq and is a predicted model, not a curated record. Gene Ontology annotation, cellular component: axon; plasma membrane. NCBI's taxonomy places the organism in Eukaryota, Metazoa, Arthropoda, Insecta, Diptera, Drosophilidae.